Peniophora sp. CBMAI 1063 is the source of this 1704-nucleotide messenger RNA. NCBI's taxonomy places the organism in Eukaryota, Fungi, Basidiomycota, Agaricomycetes, Russulales, Peniophoraceae. The record is from the annotation of a GenBank genome assembly.
AUGGGGCACACCCUGGGUGUGCGCUGGAUACAGAGUCGUAAGAGCUGUAGCCACAUGGAAACGAGAUGGCGGUUCGCGCUGCGUUCUUCCCCGCGUCAGCUCGGAUCCAGCUGCUCCUCCAGACCAGCGUCACCCAUCAACGUCACGUUAGUCUCAGGUUUCAGUCGAUUUGCGGUGUACUCGACUGCCCAGAUCCUCUUCGCGGGUACCAUCGGUGAUCGCGAUGUGCUCUUCGCCUACGGUUCGGCCGAUCAAUCCCACGAGUUCGCCACCACCGUCCCGAACGUCACCUAUGCCUUCACUGCCGGAAACUUCAGCGGGCUUCAGACGUUACAAGACAGCAAUGACUCGCUCAUUGUAUUCGCAGAUACCGUUACGGCCGGCACGUUCUUCGCCCCUGUGUUGGCCAGUAGCGAUGCGCUUGGCGCGUUCUGGGGCAUUGGAAGCAACGAGACCCUUCUUGUAGGCGGACCCCAGCUCGUGCGCAAUGCGACGCUCGAAGACGGCACACUCGCCCUCUUCGGUGAUCUCAACUCUACCACUACCCCGCUCACCAUCAUCGGUCCCUCCACCAUCAGCGCCGUCACCUUCAACGGUCUUCCCGUGACCGUCAGCGCCAACUCCUCGUCCUCGAGCAUCUUGGUCGGCACCAUCUCUACGGACAUCCCGGAUAUCAGCGUCCCUGAACUCUCGGGGUGGAAGUUCGCCGACAGCUUGCCCGAGGCCAGCGCCGACUUCGAUGAUGGGAACUGGACCGUUGCGGAUCAUACUACAACGAAUAUCCCGGCGAAGCCGACUUACGGUGAUGGGAGGGUGCUGUACGGAUGUGACUACGGUUUCUGCGAGAACAUCGUGCUUUGGCGCGGUCACUUCAAUGCGACGGGUUCGGAGACGUCUGUCAAUCUCUCCAUCAACGGUGGACAGGCAUUCGCUGCGAGCGUAUUCUUGAACCAGCACUUCAUUGGGACUGCAUAUGGGAACUCCACGAACGACGAUAAUGCGAUCUCCGAGGUCGAUCAAGUGUACAACUUCACAACCGACCAGUUGAACGUGGGCAGCGAUAACGUCAUCACUAUCGUUCAAGACAACAUGGGUCUCGACGAGUUCGGUUCCACUAUCAAGUCCGCCCGCGGCGUGCGCGGCUUCCAGCUCAACCCCGAGGGUAACUUCACUGAGUGGAAGGUGCAGGGGAAGAUUGGCGGCUACACCGGCUUCCCCGACAAAGUGCGGGGUGUGGUGAACGAGGGUGGUCUCUUCGGAGAGCGCGAAGGGUGGCAUCUACCCGGCUUUGACACCUCGAGUUGGGAAGACCGCGAUUUGAGCUCUGGCCUCCCAAACGCGACGGCCGGCGUCGGCUUCUUCGUCACGACAUUCGACCUCACCGUUCCCUCCGGUGUCGACGCGCGAUUCAGCUUCAACUUCGAUAGCAACACCAACUCAACCGACGUGCCUUACCGCGCCUAUCUCUUCGUAAACGGCUGGAUGAUGGGCAAGCGUGUUGGAAACCUUGGGCCACAGACGAAGUUCCCGGUCCAUCAGGGUAUCCUGGAGUUCAACGGCACGAACACGGUGGCGGUGGCGUUUUGGGCUAUGGAGGAUGCCGAAUUCAAGCCGACAUUGAGUCUCGCCCUUGAUGAGGUUGUAUCGGGUGGGGUCGGGCCUGUGUCGUCGAACAAUCCGACGUUCGCAGAAUUGCGGUCUUGA